This is a messenger RNA of Eublepharis macularius, 3614 nucleotides long. RefSeq names its product SH3 domain containing GRB2 like, endophilin B2 (gene SH3GLB2). Gene Ontology annotation, biological process: membrane organization. The coding region runs from base 219 to 1433 and encodes 404 amino acids. The record is from RefSeq and is a predicted model, not a curated record. Gene Ontology annotation, molecular function: protein binding. Gene Ontology annotation, cellular component: cytoplasm; membrane. The transcript has 11 exons. Lineage: Eukaryota; Metazoa; Chordata; Lepidosauria; Squamata; Eublepharidae.
AGAGGCCGGCCGCGCAGAGGAGGGAGGCCGGAGGGCGCUCGAGGCCGCCUCCGGUCCCCGCCCCGCCGGUGCCUGGCUGGGCUGCGCUUGGCUGCUGGCAGAGCAGGUGGGCGGAGGGGGCCGGGCCGAGGCGGGAGAGGCGCUGAGUGGCGCCCCGGCGCUCUGGUAGGCGAGCCCGCAGCUCCGCUCCGCUCCUCUCCCCGGGCGGUUGCAGCGCGAUGGACUUCAACAUGAAGAAGCUGGCCUCGGACGCGGGCGUCUUCUUCACGCGGGCCGUGCAGUUCACAGAGGAGAAGUUUGGCCAGGCCGAGAAGACUGAAUUGGAUGCGCACUUUGAAAACCUUCUGGCCCGGGCAGACAGCACCAAGAACUGGACGGAGAAGAUUUUGCGUCAGACAGAAGUCCUGCUGCAGCCAAACCCUAGUGCCAGAGUUGAAGAAUUCCUGUAUGAAAAGCUAGACCGGAAAGUGCCCUCUCGAGUGACCAAUGGAGAGCUCCUGGCACAGUACAUGCUUGAGGCGGCAAAUGACUUUGGCCCAGGGACCCCCUAUGGAAAGACCCUCAUCAAAGUCGGGGAAACCGAGAGGCGCCUGGGAGGAGCUGAACGGGAUUUCAUCCACUCCGCAUCCAUCAACUUCCUGAGUCCUCUGCGCAACUUCCUGGAGGGAGAUUGGAGAACUAUUUCUAAAGAGAGGCGGAUCCUGCAGAACCGCCGCCUGGAUCUGGAUGCCUGCAAAGCCAGGCUGAAGAAAGCAAAGGCCGCCGAAGCCAAAGCCGCGGCUGUGCCUGACUUUAACGAGACUAGACCACGUAAUUACAUUCUCUCCGCCAGCGCAUCAGCGCUGUGGAGCGAUGAAGUGGAAAAAGCAGAGCAUGAGCUCCGGAUGGCCCAGACGGAGUUUGACAGGCAGGCCGAAGUAACCCGCCUCCUCCUGGAAGGGAUCAGCAGCACCCAUGUCAACCACCUGCGCUGUCUCCAUGAGUUUGCAGAAGCUCAGGCCACGUACUAUGCACAGUGCUACCAGUACAUGUUGGAUCUUCAGAAGCAGCUGGGCAGGCUUCCUGGAACAUUUGUGGGCAACGUAGAAUCCACAUCGCCUCCCCCAGCCACUGCUUCCCCCACUGCCAUGGCUGCUGCCACGGGCCCAGCAGUGCCCACCAUUCCAGUGGUGCCCACUGUUGUUGGAGCACCUAACUCUGCCCCGACUGUAGAAGGUCUGAACCCCGGUGACGUUAAGCCUCCUGCCAGCGGGACUCGGAAGGCCCGGGUGCUGUACGACUACCAGGCAGCCGACAGCAGUGAGCUCUCCUUACUUGCUGAUGAGAUGAUCACUGUAUACAGCCUGCCUGGUAUGGAUCCCGACUGGCUCGUAGGCGAGAGAGGCAAUCAGAAGGGGAAGGUCCCGGUAACCUACUUAGAACUGCUCAGUUAAGCGCCUCCUGGGAAUGGAGCCUCCAAGCAAGACUUCCACCCCUCUGUGUCCUGGGGCCUCUUUGCAAGGCUGAUGACUUCAUUCAAGACCAUUCCUCUUUCCGGGGUCAGGUUCUCUGUGUUUUGAUUAAGGCAAAGAGGUGACGGUGGUGGUGAUGGGCGAGGGUAGUGUUUGGGUAUUGCCACAUCACAUUUUUAAGGAGCUGGAGACUGAACCAAUCAACCAUCCACACAACUGGCCUGAGGGUUAGCAGUAACUAAUUUUUUUGAUUCCCGCUAGUUUAAGCCCUUUGGUUAAUUACAAGAUCUGCCCCCUUUUCUUCUUCCCUGUGAAUUGCAAUUAGUUUUAACAGCUGCAGCAAAAGGAUUUUUCUAAAAUUCAUCUGAGCUGUCCUAGGAUGUGCCUUCUUCAUCCUGGCCUCAGUUCUGCUACCUGUUCUUCACCUUGAUUGUCUGCGACCAGCCCUUUGAGUCAAGGAGAAAACGGUUCUGUUCACAGUAAGCCAGCCCUCUUGAUUCCCCUUCCCAGUCAUGAACAGUUUAGUGAACUGUCAGCCAGAAGGAAAGGAUGGAAGCUUUAGCACUUGCCGUGGCCCAUAUUCUCUAAAGUAGGGCUGGGGAGGGUUGCUGCUAAUCCAUCAAUCUGGAGAAAGUGCUUGAAAACUGCCAUUGUUCAGCUCCUCUUCUCCCCCCACCCUGCAUUUUCAACUUGCACUAGUCCUUUCUCCUUUCACCAAAAACACCGCCAUCUUUCGAGUUCUGAUAUAAUGUUGUUCUGUUCCCAGCCCUCUUUGGUAAGGUGGCGAUUGUUUAGCUUUUGGAAAUCUAUGAACUGCUUUUCCUCUUGCACGUGUGAUGAGAACCCCACACUGGGCUUUCUGCCCCACUCUUGGCUUGCACAUGAAUGGGGGUGGGGGUGAUGCUUUUCAACUCCUCAUGAAUCCCUUCAGCAACAGCCCACCCUUACCUAGGGGCGCCAUUCUCCCACACACAUAUGGGGCCCGCCGUGCACAGUAAAGCCAUAUUUUUUCUCGGGGCAGCGGGAAGAGCCAGUCUUCAUGACAACAGUGCAGAUCAAACCCAUCCACUGUUCAGUAAUGCAGUUGGCUGCAUGCACCACUUGGCUUGCUUGGUUUUAUCCCGUUGAGUUCUUGCUCUCUUCUGAGCUUUUUGUGCUUACCCUGAUGUUAAGAUUUCAAAGCACUUCGGUGUUGGCUAUAUACACAAACACACACACACACCAGGUUGACUUUUGCCAAUAAACAACUAGCCUGCCACCCUGUUGUGUUAUAUUUUGUGAGCUUAAUUUUUGUGCUGUGCUGCUGUUCCUACUGAAGGCUAAAGAGGGAGUUUCUGUCUCCCACUUGGGUUCAUGCAUGGAGAAUGGGAUCGGGGCAGGGGAGGGUCUCCGGGUCAGGGGAUGGGAAAUUUCUUGGUCUGCAAAGCUUCCUCUUUUCCUCACAGAAGGUUCUGGGUAUCUGAACACUUUUUCUUUCUAGAUGUGCAAGAAGCAGCUCUUUUCUCUUGCCUAUGCAAAUUUUUAAACACUUGAAUCCAGUCUCUUAUGAGCAGCUGUAGGUCGUGCUCCCCCUAGAUGAGAAUAUUAACAUGAACAAAGUGUGUUGUGGUAGAAUAAAUCCAAGGGGUGGAGCAGCCAAAGUCCCACACCUGCAUCGCUAGCAAGUCAUGACACUUGCCUGAUGCUUAGCAGGGCAAGGCCAUUUGGAAGAAACGCCUUCUCUUCGGAGCGGAUGCUGCAGAAGCAAAGCAUCUGUUGAACACGCCCUAGCCCUCUGCAUACCCUUAAGUUCUCUGGCCUUCUCUGGCCAAAGCAGAGGCUCCAGCCCUCCUCUUUGCUGAGACGGCUUAUUCCACAAGUCCCAGGCAUUAGCUUUUUAAUUUGCAAGAACGAGAGAGAGAGAGAGCAGGCAGUUGGCUAAUGAGUUCUUUGGCACAGAGGUUAAUUGAAAUGAGUAAGUGCACAGCUGCCCUUGUGGACAGUUUUUAAGCCUAUCUAAUAACCUGGGGGGGGGGGCUGUAUUUGCUAAGGUGAAGCUAUUUUAUUUGCUGUAAACUUCUUAAACCUUUGGAGGGGAAGAAAGUAGGCAAACAGCUCAAAUGUAAAGGAAAGAUCCAGUACUGUUACUGCAACCUCGAUUAAUAAACUACUACCUGCAACUCA